Thunnus maccoyii (southern bluefin tuna) is the source of this 3356-nucleotide messenger RNA. It is a transcript of the gene rab6ba, whose product is annotated as RAB6B, member RAS oncogene family a. The record is from RefSeq and is a predicted model, not a curated record. NCBI's taxonomy places the organism in Eukaryota, Metazoa, Chordata, Actinopteri, Scombriformes, Scombridae. The transcript has 8 exons. Gene Ontology annotation, molecular function: GTP binding; GTPase activity. Bases 1 to 840 code for a protein of 279 amino acids.
AUGCGCAGAAGCCGAAUGAAAAAGAAAACGUCACGGGCCGGUGCAGCAGUAGCAGCAGUGUGUUCCCAUCACGAAGAGAGAGAGAGAGAGAAGCAACAUCACCGCCUUUUUCCGACCAGCAUCUUAACCACCCAACACCGAGCUCGAGUGGGAAAACACACAAGUAAACCCAGACUGUCCUCCGGUGUCCAGAGUCCCUCCUCCUCCUCAAACAUGUCCGUGGGCAGCGACUUUGGAAACCCUUUAAGAAAAUUCAAACUCGUCUUUCUGGGGGAGCAAAGUGUUGGGAAGACGUCUUUGAUCACACGGUUCAUGUAUGACAGCUUUGACAACACAUAUCAGGCCACAAUUGGAAUUGACUUCCUGUCGAAAACCAUGUACCUGGAAGAUCGAACGGUGAGGUUGCAGCUCUGGGACACAGCAGGACAAGAGCGCUUCAGGAGCCUCAUCCCCAGUUAUAUACGGGACUCCACUGUGGCUGUGGUGGUCUACGACAUUACAAACAUUAAUUCAUUCCAGCAGACGUCAAAAUGGAUCGAUGAUGUGAGAACAGAGAGAGGAAGUGAUGUCAUCAUUAUGCUCGUCGGCAAUAAAACAGACCUGGCAGAUAAGAGGCAAAUCACAAUUGAGGAAGGUGAACAGAGGGCUAAAGAGCUGAGUGUCAUGUUCAUUGAGACCAGCGCCAAGACAGGUUACAACGUCAAACAGCUGUUUCGACGUGUGGCAGCUGCUCUUCCAGGGAUGGAAAGUAUGCAAGAAACAAGCAAAGAAGGGAUGAUUGACAUCAAGUUGGACAAACCGCAGGAGCCGCAGACUACUGAAGGCGGCUGCUCUUGUUAAUACUAAGUACAACCCUGGAAAACAUCAUUUACACCACAUGCUUGUUAUGUUGCUUCCUAUUGGUUAACCUGCAGUUGACUUUGCACGUUGAGAAUCUGGCCUCCUCACCUGACUAUUGGUCAUCGGUUGGAACUAGCAAUAUGUGAAUUUGGUUAUAAAGUAGUGUAGUCUACUUUGUUAAUGAAACUGCCAAAAAGUCUUACAACUUGCAAAAAAAAAAAGAAAAGGAAAAGAAACAUAAAAAAAGACAAAGAUGUGAAAAAGAUCCCCAAGUUGCAGAUUAUGUGUAUACAUUUUUUUUAAGUAGAAAAGGAAGUUUCCCCAGUUUCUUUUUGUAUUUUUGUAUAUUCAGGGAAAUCUCUCUGGAACGGUUGUCUUUUUAAAAGAUGCAAACAACCAAGCUCUGUAUUUGAGCGCUCGACAAGAACAGAUGGUUUUAGACGUACACUUAUGGAUCCCACUGUUGUUAUGGGUGUAAACGGAAACCCCACCCAUACUCUUACCCAAACCUUAACCACACCAAACUCUUACCUAACCCCUUACGUAGCCAUUUUCAACUUUACACCUACACUUAUCCAUCUCAUGGCUUAUUACCCAAACAUAACCACACUUAUGCCUAAAGCCUCCUGGUUUGGCAGACCAAUCACAGCACUCCUGCCCAAAACCCCUGUGGGAUCCACAAUUUUGCGUUUAUAGACGUUACAAGAAAAACUGAACAGUAACAUCUUGAGUAUCUAAUGCAUGCCUAGUUUUUGAGCAUAGGUACUGUCUACCAGUGUACACGAGUUUGAUUAUGUAAAUGGUAACAUUACACCAGUGACUUAAUGCACUCUGAUAAUGACUAGUCCAAGUCUUUUGUUUAUUAACUGGAUUUGUAUACUUGACUUCAGAUUAUCUUUUUGUCGUGUGUGUGUAAAUGUGUGCUUUCUGUAUAGGCAACGUUAGAAUGCAUUCAUAGAGGGCCACUGCCAAGUCGUGUCAUUCUUGCCACAUUACUGACGGACUCUCGUUACCGUUUAGAUCACCAUUGGUUUGCAGUAUGUCAUAGACUCCCCCCCACCCCCCGUUCACGUCAAUAUGACAUCUGCUGUUGCAUUGUGUGAUAUCUUGGUAGUUGUGAUUAUGAUAGUCUGCACAUGUAAUGGAGCAGGUGGAGAGAAUCAAAGCCCUUGCCUUGUGUCACAGACGAACAUAAACACAAAGUUCCCCAUCUGGUGAUCUUUAAUUGUGUAGACUUGAAUUCAGGUUCUGUGAACAGACCAGACCUUCGACAUUGUAAAUCAGUGCACCAUCUUAACUUGGUGAUGCUCAUAACUGUUCAUCACAUGAGCAGUUUCAUUCCUGACAAAAAGACCAAUUUGCACAUGUAGACCUUUCAGGUUAAUAUGAAGUUUAUGUAAAGCUUCAUUUGUAAAUGUACAGUCACAUAAUUCAAGACCUGUCCGAUUGUUGUAGAAACUGUCACGUAACGCGUCCCCACUGAGAUGAGGUUUUCUUUGCUGCUUGUGUUUUAACUGACUACUGGCGUUGGCAUUAUGCAAUGUUGCAAUGUUGUUUCAAUUUGAUCUUCUUUUUUUUUUAGAGCCAAGUAUCAUAAUGUACUGCUGGGUGAAGUCAGCCAGUGUUGAGAACACUACUUUGAUUUGACUUGUCUUAGAAGUGAAAUCUUACUGCACUUUUUAAGAACAUGUUUUAGAAUUAGCGUGACAGUGUAAGUCUUAGAAACAUGGUAAAAUAAUCUCCAUAACAUUUGGAGUACUGUGUCUUUAGAGUAGAGUAAAACAUUUAUGAAUUGUUCACUCAUGUCCAAAAAGGGGAGCACUCUUGUGAGAACUAGUGAGCCUUUUUAACCCACAUAAUGAGCCAAAUGAUGAUAAUAAUAAUAAUAAUCAUAAUGAUAAUAAUAAUAACGAGAGACAGAGUUGGAUCCGGUAUCACAAGAGAUCUCGACUGGAACACACUCUUUUGUGGGUUUGGGAGUGACAAAGACAGGUUGCAUUACAAGUUGUAUCCCCUCUAAAUGACAAAAAAAAAAAAAAAAAACUUCUAUUCUCAUAAUGCUUCAUUUUUUUCUCUUCUGUUUCUGUGCAGAAUAUUUAUGUUGAAGCAGGAAUGUACAGCUCUCAUUACAGACCACACAGCCUUGUAAGGAGAGCACGUUUUCAGAAAUGAGCUGGGUAUUUAUUUUUAAAUGAAGAUAAAAUUAUUGAUCAGUUGCUCCUUUGUACUUUUUCCCCUUGAAUACGAAAGUCAAACCCACCAUUCCUUUCCUGAAGGCCCAUUUUAACAUUCCCUGAAAUGGACCAAGUGAUGUGACAAAUGUCUUUGGAUGUUGGGGGGGGUCUGUAAUUUGAGGAUGGGGGGCCAUGGCCAUUCCCUGAGGGUGUGUAUGUUCUGUCACAGCUCUGUGCAGCAGACCUGAUCAGACCUCUCAGAGCUGGCUCUCCAUUCACACUGUACAGAGAUCUAGCAUGUCUCUCCAAAUGAUUAAUAAAGAUGUCUUAUUACCAAAGUCA